Pteropus alecto (black flying fox) is the source of this 1239-nucleotide messenger RNA. RefSeq names its product haloacid dehalogenase like hydrolase domain containing 3 (gene HDHD3). The transcript has 2 exons. Bases 323 to 1078 code for a protein of 251 amino acids. The record is from RefSeq and is a predicted model, not a curated record. NCBI's taxonomy places the organism in Eukaryota, Metazoa, Chordata, Mammalia, Chiroptera, Pteropodidae.
CGGGGUUGGGCGGAGCGGUCAGAGCGCGCUGGAGCUGAGAAGGGGUACCCAGGAUUGCGGCCGCAGCUGCGACCAGAGUCCCUAAGACCCUCCUGCCCCAGGUCACGCUGUAGAGGUUUCGCUCUAACGGCAGACUUACCUGGACUUCGCCGCCACCAAGCCCUGGAGGAUCUUCUGCUGUGAAGACAUUACCCAAGUCCCAGCAAAUCUGACCCAAGGGUCCUGGAAAGAGAAGCAGGGUGGUCUUCUCCAGGUCGGUUUCCCCUUGGCCCUUGGGACCUUAGUUGGAGCUGGGGUAGAUUUGGCUCCCUCCUACAGACCCAUGGCACACCGGCUACAGCUGCGACUGCUGACGUGGGACGUGAAGGACACGCUGCUCAGAGUCCGCCGCCCCAUUGGAGAGGAAUAUGCCUCCAAGGCCCAGGCCCAUGGGCUGGAGGUGGAGGCUGCGGCCCUGGGACAAGCCUUCAGACAGGCGUACAAGGCUCAGAGCCACAGCUUCCCCAACUAUGGCCUGAGCCACGGCCUCACCUCCCGCCAGUGGUGGCUGGAUGUGGUCCUGCAGACUUUCCACCUGGCAGGUAUCCGGGAUGCCCAGGCUGUGGCCUCUAUCGCUGACCAGCUGUACAAGGACUUCAGCAGCCCCUGCACCUGGCAGAUGUUGGAGGGGGCUGAGGCCACCCUGAAGGGGUGCCGAAAGCGAGGGCUAAGACUGGCAGUAGUCUCCAACUUUGACCGGCGACUGGAGGACAUCCUGGUGGGUCUUGGCCUACGAGAACACUUCGACUUUGUGCUGACCUCCGAGGCUACUGGCUGGCCCAAGCCGGACCCCCGCAUUUUCCGUGAGGCCUUGCGGCUUGCUCACGUGGAACCGGCAGCGGCAGCCCAUAUUGGGGACAGUUACCACUGUGAUUACAGGGGGGCACGGGCUGUAGGCAUGCACAGCUUCCUGGUGAUUGGCCCAGGGCCUUUGGACUCUGAAGUCAAGGAUUCUGUACCCCAAGAACAUAUACUCCCCUCACUGCCCCAUCUCCUGCCUGCCCUUGACCGCCUGGAGGGCUCACCCCCGGGGCAGUGAGUCUGGUGAGGGAAGUGGCUGGACCCAACAAACAGUAGAGACAGGGAGCCCUUUCCUUCCCAAGACCUGGCCUUUGCCCCUCUCCCUGCAGCCUUUAUACAACGCAUUCUGACUAUAAAGCGGUGAGUGUGGGGCUUUCAGCCCUGCCCCACUGGCCAGCU